AUGGCGGCAUCUCGACUCAUCACGGAGGAGCUCGUAGCGCUCUUUGUCCAGAGAAUCUCCGCGUUUGAAAACGCCACAAACGCCGAGCUGGAGUUUAUCGAGGUGGCCAAAAACUUUGAGAGCGUCAGGAAGCGUUGGCUGCACGCCGAGACGGAGCUCAAAAAGUACAAGGAGUUGCUGGUCAAGUCGGACGUGGCCAAAGCGGCGCUGGAGGUCAAACUCAAGCAUGCCCGCAACCAGCUGGAUGUGGAGAUGAGGAAACGCUGCAAGGUGGAAAACGACUAUCAGUACCUGCAGAAGCAGAUGCAACUCAUGUGCGACAUCCUCGUUCACGACAGCAAGUCCGGCGCGUGUUUGAACGCAGAGCAGAAAUCCCUCUUGGCCGCAUUUGAACACAAAGGCGCAAAUAAGUCUUUGCGCCGCAGCGGCAAACGGUUGUCCGCCAUCGACGAGUCAUCCUUCUGUUGGCACUCCGACAUCAGCUACGAUCGCACGGACGACGAUGUGGCGGCGGACUCGGAGGUGGCUAGCUUAACUCGCCGCUUUCAGUGCUCGGACGCGACGUCGAUGAAACCUCUGCGCUCGCGAGCCCGAGAGAGGAGGCGGUCGUCGAUGGGUCUGCCGCUUGCCGCGCCCGUAACGAAGACGGACCAGAUUGUUUCCACUUGGCCGCAGGAGCCAAAAAUUGUGGAGAAGACUGAUGAGACCGCUGUCAAGGAACAAUUCACGACCCCCGAGACCGAAGAUCACGGCCACGCGGCGGUCGGAACUCUGCGGGACACGCCUGAGGCAAAAGACGCCAGAGAUGACGGCGGAGCGGAGAAGGAGAAAUGUCAGACUCACGUCUUUCUCUCCAAAACUGUGAUCCGGCCCGAGGUGUGCUCGCCUUGCGGGAAGAGAAUCCGCUUUGGCAAGGUGGCGGUCAAGUGCAGAAACUGCCGCGUGGUUUGUCACACGGAGUGCAAAGUCCAAUGCGGCGCGAGGUGCGCCGUCGUCGGCGGUACCGGUCUUUCGGAGGCUUCCGGACGAUACGGGAGCGGCGGUUUUCGAGUCUCUGCUCAUCGAGCUUCGCUAGAGGGUUUGGCUCCCGCCGAACGUCCUAGGAUCCCCGCGCUCGUCGUCCAGUGCGUGAAAGAGAUCGAGAGGCGGGGCUUACAGGAGCGCGGCCUUUACAGAGUCCCCGGCGGCGAGCGUCAGAUAAAGGAGUUGCGCGACGGCUUCUUGGCCGCUAAAGCGCAGCUGCAGCUGAGUAGCGUUUCGGACAUCCACGUGGUUUGCGGCCUCCUGAAAGAUUUCCUCAGGAAGCUGAAAGAACCUCUGCUUACCUUCAAGCUCCACGGCGACUUUGCCGCCGCCGCGGAGAUGAGCGACGAGCGGAAGAGUUCCGCCGCCGUGAUGCGAGCCGUCGCGGAGCUUCCCGGGCCCAACAGAGACACGCUGGCCUUCCUCGUCCUGCAUUUCUACAAGGUGAUUCGAAGUCCUCGCUGUCAGAUGGACAAGAAUAAUAUCUCGCGAGUGUUUGGACCCACGCUCGUCGGACACGGACUGGCCGAGCCGUCGCCGUCGACCGUCGUGCGCGACGCAAACGCUCAGCCGAAGGUCAUUUACGGCUUGUUGUCACUCCCCGAAGACUACUGGAGGCAUCUCCUCGCCGUCCGGACGCCCUCGUCUCAAAAAGGCGCCGACGGAACACGAGGACCGGGUACGUUUGGCGCGAGUUGA
This is a messenger RNA of Nerophis lumbriciformis (worm pipefish), 1722 nucleotides long. The record is from RefSeq and is a predicted model, not a curated record. Lineage: Eukaryota; Metazoa; Chordata; Actinopteri; Syngnathiformes; Syngnathidae.